Molecule: messenger RNA, 701 nt
Organism: Rubroshorea leprosula
Lineage: Eukaryota; Viridiplantae; Streptophyta; Magnoliopsida; Malvales; Dipterocarpaceae
Source: the annotation of a GenBank genome assembly
AGUUAGUAACUUGUUUGAUAUGCACUUCUGUGCAGGUGACAUCUCCUGCUGGUAAUGAAGUUAAAACUUUGAAGGGGACCUCUGGAGACAAGUUUGAAUUUAAGGCCCCAAGAAGUGGAAUGUACAAAUUCUGUUUUCAUAAUCCCUACUCUACAGCAGAGACUGUUUCUUUCUAUAUUCAUGUUGGCCAUAUUCCAAAUGAGCAUGACCUCGCCAAGGAUGAGCAUUUGGAUCCAAUCAAUGUCAAAAUUGCACAGCUAAGAGAGGCAUUGGAGUCUGUUACAGCCGAACAGAAGUUCUUGAAAGCACGUGAUGCUCGACAUCGGCACACAAACGAAAGCACCCGUAAGCGUGUUGUAGGCUACACAAUUGGAGAGUACUUACUGUUGGCCCUUGCCAGUGGACUUCAAGUUAUAUACAUCCGCCGCCUGUUCAGCAAGUCAGUUGCUUACAACCGGGUUUGAACCAACUGGUUAAUUUAAUCAGUCCAUUAACUACGGGGCCGUAGAAUGAAUCCCAGAGAUGAGCCAGAAAAUUGUCUUGUUCUACAGCACAGCAAAAUUUAUACAUCCUUUUUACCCAGUGUUUUAUUCCAACUAGAAUGCAGUUUUCGAACAUAACUGUUUUGACUAAUAUUUGGUGAUUUAAGUGACAUUUCGUUAUUCUUAUUCUAUUAGAGACCUGCACACUAUUCUGUUACU